CCCCGCCCCACCGCCCCCGCUCGCUCCCAUUGGCCCGCACCGCCCGGGGCGUCAUGGCGCGGCGGGCGCCCAUUGGCCGUGGCUGGCGCAAGCGUUGCGUCAUGCGGCGACCGUUAAAAGCGGGCAGCGGGGGCGCGGGCGGCGGCGCAGCCGGAGCGGAGCAGCGCGGGGAAGAUGCGGGCGAGGAUGAGCCGGGGGCAGCGCACGGGCCGGAGCCGCGGGGAGCCGGGGCCGCGCAGGAAGGCAUCAAGGAGAAAGUGCGUCUUCAUAGACCACCAUACCUGAGAGCAGCGCGUUCAGCCUGGCCCAGUUGUGACGAUGGCAGCUGAGUCGCUGCCCUUGGCGGGAGGCACCGGCACCCUCCCGGGCUGGGAGCUGGAGGCCUGGUACCAGGACCUGCAGGAGGUGCUGGCGGCCGCCGAGCCUGGUGGGCACCACCCACUGCCCCGGGGGGCUGAGCAGGAGGGGCCGGCGGAGCUGGCCACGCUCGACAGCACAGCCCUGCUGUGGAGCGCGGAUGAGGCUGGCGCAGCAGGCUGCGAGCUGGACGCCGCGCUGGCUGCGGAGCUGCUGGAGCUGCUGGGGCCGGAAAGCCCAGCUAGUACAGAGCCAGCGGCACCACCACCACCGGGCUCAGCCUCCAGUGGGAGCUCCCCGGCCCAGACGGGCACAGAGGACGAGGAGGGGGUAGCCCUGGGGCGUGGGGCGAAGAGGAAGAGGCACGGCAGUGAGGUGGGGGGCCGGGAGCCGGCCAAGCGGCGGGAGCGGGAGCUGGCAAACGAGCAGCGGGUGCAAGAGCUGACGGCCCACAACGAGCGGCUGCGGGAGGAGAUCCAGCGGCUCAGCGCCGAGGUGGAGCGCACGCGGGCGGCCCUCAUCGACCGCAUCGUGAACCUCCGCCAGGCCUAGGCGCUGGCGCAGCCCUGCAGCUACUGGGGCUGAGGACUCUGCUGCCCCACGGACUUGGGGGGCAGCUAUGAACUGGAGGGGCACUGCCCAGCUGGCACAGCCUGAUGCCACGGGGAGGGCACAGCUUCCACACAUCAUUGUACAGUUCUUGUAUUUUAUUAUUACACGUGUGUAACCCCCA
This is a messenger RNA of Rhea pennata, 1090 nucleotides long. RefSeq names its product DNA damage inducible transcript 3 (gene DDIT3). Bases 319 to 909 code for a protein of 196 amino acids. Gene Ontology annotation, cellular component: CHOP-C/EBP complex; CHOP-ATF4 complex; cytoplasm. The record is from RefSeq and is a predicted model, not a curated record. The transcript has 4 exons. Lineage: Eukaryota; Metazoa; Chordata; Aves; Rheiformes; Rheidae. Gene Ontology annotation, molecular function: protein heterodimerization activity; DNA-binding transcription activator activity, RNA polymerase II-specific; RNA polymerase II cis-regulatory region sequence-specific DNA binding. Gene Ontology annotation, biological process: negative regulation of transcription by RNA polymerase II; ER overload response; positive regulation of intrinsic apoptotic signaling pathway.